Messenger RNA from Populus trichocarpa (black cottonwood), 2473 nucleotides. RefSeq lists its product as uncharacterized. The record is from RefSeq and is a predicted model, not a curated record. NCBI's taxonomy places the organism in Eukaryota, Viridiplantae, Streptophyta, Magnoliopsida, Malpighiales, Salicaceae. The transcript is spliced from 7 exons. Gene Ontology annotation, molecular function: protein binding. The coding region runs from base 736 to 2262 and encodes 508 amino acids.
UGAUCCCUUCAAUGCCAAUGUAUUGUGGGCUGAAUGGAAUCAAAAGAUUAAGGAGAGAAAUGCUUCUUGUUAUACAAAUUGCAAAAAUCCCAGCUAUUUGCUUUGAAUUGUGGUAUCUGCAACAUCAAUUUAAUCAACUUUUGGACUUGGAUGCACAGUUGAGAUUGGCCAGUCACUAACAUUUCAACUGUUACUCGCUUCUUCUGUCGUUAGGGUGAUUAACAGAGAGAUAUUAUCCUCGACUGGUUUCACCUCAAUGCUUAUCAUACUCAUCGCCUGAAGACCUUGCUUUUUAUGUCUCCGAUCAUGCAUCUAAUAAACUACAGCCCAAACGCUGCCAAGCCCCGCUCAGCCCAGCCCCGUUCUGACAACUACUUACAAGUGCUUAUUAUCACGUCUCCGAAAACGAGUUUGCUAUCCGUGCCAAAAAGCAGUUCAAACCGACAAGAUCUACUUUGCAAGACUUAACAUAUGUUCGAUCAAGAGACAAAUCUUUAAGACAUUACCAGAGCAUUUGAUUCCCUCGGGCUGCUGCUUUUGCUUUUUUUACUUUCCUUUCUUGAACAGAACUCUUGCUGUUCUCUCUCCCUCUCUCGCGAAGACAGCAUUAAAAAAGGGCUUUCACUACAUCUGUGGGGUCUCUUCUGAGUAUAUAAACUUGCAAGGCUUAAAUUCUUUUCAUUUUCGCAUUUCUCAUUCUUGUUUGAGUUCAAAGGAGAAAAACCAAAGAAAUCAAUGAUGUGUAGAAACUGGUUUGCUCUUGCUCUAGUUUGUUUUGUUCUCCUCAGUGGGUUCUCUUCAGUCUCGGCCACACCUCCUGCAAAAAUUUUAAGUGCCGCUGUGUCCAAUGUGGUAUCUGCCCUUGUGAAAUGGCUCUGGUCACUUAAAUCCAACACUAAAAUGGCUGUUUCUAGCCCUUCGAUGAUGAAAUUUGAGGGUGGAUAUACAGUGGAGACAGUGUUUGAUGGAAGCAAGUUAGGAAUUGAACCAUACUCCGUUGAGGUGUCUCCAAGUGGGGAACUCUUGCUUUUGGAUUCAGAGAAUAGUAACAUUUACAAGAUCUCAACACAAUUCUCUAAAUAUGGCAGACCCAAGCUUAUCACCGGAUCAUUUGAAGGGUACCCUGGACAUGUAGAUGGGAAAUUAAGAGAUGCGAGAAUGAAUCACCCGAAAGGUCUAACCGUGGAUGAAGGAGGAAACAUUUACGUUGCGGAUACAAUGAACAUGGCUAUCAGGAAAAUCAGUACUGAUGGAGGGGUUACAACCAUUGCUGGAGGCAAGUGGGCUCGUGGAGGUGGUCAUGUUGAUGGUCCGAGUGAGGAUGCUAAGUUCUCAAAUGACUUUGAUGUGGUCUACAGUGCAAGUAGUUGCUCUCUCUUGAUUAUAGAUAGAGGGAGCCAGGCAAUUCGAGAGAUCCAACUCCAUGAUGAUGAUUGUAACUAUCCACAUGAUGAUUGUUUUCAUUUAGGAUUAGCAGUGCUUGUUGCUGCUGGAUUCUUUGGCUACAUGCUGGCGUUGUUGCAGCGUCGGGUGCAAAUAUUGUUUUCUUCCACACGCGGUGUACCCCAGGACUCAAGAACUCAAACAAAGAAAGGCCCGCCAAAGGCCCCAUAUCAAAGUCCUCCUAUGUCAGUCAGGCCUCCCUUUAUUCCAGAUGAAGAUGAACCUGUGAAAUCAGACGAGGGGCUUUUUGGUUCACUUGGGAGGCUUAUCCUCAACACUAGCUCGACAGUAGGUGAAAUAUUUGGGGGAAUAUUUUCUGGAUUUAGAAGGAAACCAAUACAUUAUCAGUUCCAGCAGCACUACCAGCAACCACUCAAGCACUCAAACACGUGGCCCGUUCAAGAUAGCUUUGUGAUUCCUGAUGAAGAUGAGCCACCAUCAAUCGAAACCAGAAGUCCUACAUCCCAGAAAACCUACCCAUUUAUGACCAAAGACGUGGAGCAAAACCACCAUUUGGAGCAAAACCAGGGUUACUAUAGCAACUGGGGAGGUGGUUAUCACCAACAGCAACAGCAACAGAUGCAUCUGCAGCGUUAUAAGCAGCAGCAGCAGCAGCAUCAUAGGCAUUAUAUGCCCAACCCAAAGACAUACUAUGAGAAGAGCUGCGAGACGAACGAGAUUGUGUUUGGAGCUGUUCAAGAACAGAAUGGUCGACGUGAAGCUGUGGUGAUAAAGGCUGUUGACUAUGGUGAUCCUAGGUAUAAUCACCAUAACAUUCGACCUCGAUUCAACUAUGUUGGUUACUCUGAUAGCUAUUAAUCCAUCAUGUCACCGGAGAGCCAGCAAAAAUUAUUUUAAACUUAACAUGUAAGAUUUGAAGUUGAGAUAGGAAUAGUUGAUAUAGAAAUUAAGAAUCCUUUACUGUUUUUCUUUUAUGCUUUUUCUUUCGUUAUUGAUCUCUCUAAGGGAAAUAACGAUUUUCCAAUGUCACUUGUCAAGAGAUAUAUAAACAGAAUAACAUCUUCUAAUA